AUGUCCGAAGCUGAUAGGAUAAAUCCAACAAAUACCACCUCUCCCGCGAUAGCGUCCCUCCGAUCAGAUAGUAACGCCGCCUUGAUGAUCAAUCGCAAGGAGAUGUCGGCAGAUCUACCUCCCCUAGAUCCCGCCUCAAUCCGCGGCGCUAGUCGUGUCGCCGCGAAUGCUUCCGCAACCGACGCCAGAGAAAACGCCGCCACAGGCGCAACGAGCCCCGCGACCGACGCCGCCGCCGCCGCGGCCUCUACUGGCGGCGCAGGCGACGCCACGGCUUCGGAAGGUCCUAUGGAGCCUGAUUCGGACGAGCGCGUGUGGCGCAAGGUGCCGUUGGAGUCAGCUGAUGCUGAUGGCGUUGAUUCAAAUGGCGGCGAGCGCGUGUGGCGCAAGGUGCUGUACCUGCGGCAGCCGUUCGACGACACGCACACGGACCCGCGCACCUUCCUCGCCGACAUGCGCACCAACGCCGGCGUCGUCAAGCCGCGCUACUGGUCGCUCGUGCGCGACUCGUCCGUGCUCACGCUGCAGGUACACUCGCAAGCUGUUGCUUCCUUCUCCCCCUCCCCUUCCUCCUCCCCAUCCCCUUUCAGCUCCUCCCCUUCCCCUUCCCCCUACCCCUCCUCUCCUCCCCUCCCCACCCCCCUCCCUCUCCUCUCCUCUCCCCACUCCCCCUCCCCCUCCCCCUCCCCGUCCUCGUUUUACCCUUCCAUUACCACAUGUUCCUCCCUCAUCUCCGCCCUGGUCUCUCUCCCUACUAUCCCUUUUUCAACUCCCACCCUCACUCCGCCCGUGCUCUCUUUCCUCCCAUUCCCUCACACAUCACACAUGCUCUACGCCCCUCCCUCGUUCCUCCCAUUCCCUCACACAUCACACAUGCUCUACGCCCCUCCCUCCCUCCCUCGUUCCUCCCUCGUUCCUCCCUCGUUCCUCCCUCGUUCCUCCCUCGUUCCUCCCUCGUUCCUCCCUCGUUCCUCCCUCGUUCCUCCCUCGUUCCUCCCUCGUUCCUCCCUCGUUCCUCCCUCGUUCCUCCCUCGUUCCUCCCUCGUUCCUCCCUCGUUCCUCCCUCGUUCCUCCCUCGUUCCUCCCUCGUUCCUCCCUCGUUCCUCCCUCGUUCCUCCCUCGUUCCUCCCUCGUUCCUCCCACUCUUGGGUGUUCCUCUUCUCUGCCUGGGCGGUCCUCUAUUUCUUCCUCCACCCUCCACCCUCAACUCCCCUUCCUUCGUCUCCUGCUGCUGUCAGAUGUCUUCCCGCUUUCUCCUCUCCCCCCUCCCCUCUCUAUUCUCAGAUGUUCCUGGUAUCAGCCCUCGUGGUCGUCUAG
Molecule: messenger RNA, 1317 nt
Organism: Closterium sp. Yama58-4
Lineage: Eukaryota; Viridiplantae; Streptophyta; Zygnematophyceae; Desmidiales; Closteriaceae
Source: the annotation of a GenBank genome assembly